AUGCUUCGCUUGGUUGGUCCACACCCCACUCCAGCGGAGCUCCUAGCAGCAAUCUCCAGGGCGCGUGCCAGCAGGGCAGCGAGGGCCAGCAGUGCAGCCCAGGACAGCCGCCACGUGGCAGAGCUGAUCUCCAAGGUGCUGUCGUCAGCAGACGCUGUGAGCCUGGUGUUCCUCGCCAUGCCGGAAGGACUUUCCAAAGGCAACCUGCUGGGAAUCGACUCGGCGACUGUGAAGUUGUUCUACGAUGGAGUGGCGAAUCUGGGUGACGAGGUGGCAGCAGCAGUGGUGCGAACGAGCGACCGGCUGCUCACAGAGCUCGCCCAAGCCAUGCCCUCCGCUCCCUCCUCCACUCUCUCUGCACUCAUUUCAGCGCCCACUCAAGUUUCAACCCUCUCCUUUCCCCCCUCACCACAGGGUGACGAGGUGGUAGCAGCAGUGGUGCGAGCCAGUGACCGGCUGCUGACAGAGCUCGCCCAAGCCAUGCCCUCUGCGCCUUCCUCUACUCUCGGCCACCACCUCCCCACCCACCCGCGACCCUCCCGUCCUCCUGCCCUUGUCUCUCUCCCUGCACCUGCCACUGCUACCACCGCUGCGACUUCUGCCACGGCUGGGAUCCUUUCCUCAUGGAGCCCGCGAACCAUCCACUGUGCCGCCGCUUGUUUCUCAACAGACCUCUUGAACUAUGUGUGCUUGUGCUUCUCCUGCCCCUCUGCCCCUCCCGACCCUCCUGACCCUCCUGCCCCUCCUCCCGCACACAUCAUCUCCCCAGAUCCCUUUCCUCAUGGAGCCCGAGAACCAUCCGCUGUACCGCCGUCUGUGCAAGCUCCUAGCCCUUUCCUAAUGGAGCCCAAGAACCAUUCCGCUGUACCGCCGUCUGUGCAAGCUCCUGUUGAAUCUGUGUUGCUUGUGCUUCUCCUGCCCCUCCUGCCCCUCAUCUGUCUCCUCCCUCUCCCCCAGAGCCCUUUCCUAAUGGAGCCCGAGAACCAUCCGCUGUACCGCCGCCUGUGCAAGCUGCUGCUGGACCUGCCGCCACUGCCCCGCCAGCAGCUCAUCUGCACCCUCGCCAGGCGAGUAUUCGUCCCGUGCAUGGCGGCGCUGGUGCUGAUGCAUCAUCACUCUCGCCAGGCAAGUGUAUGCAUCCCUUUCCCCACUCACGAGGCGACCUUUGAGGCACCUCAGAAGUCGCCGCCUGUGCAAGCUGCUGCUGGACCCCCAACUAUAUUCGUGCAAGUGAUUGCGUCCCUCCCUUGCAUGGCGUUGCACUGUUGCACCCUCGCCAGGCAAGUUUCCGUCCCUCCCUUGCGCCCCUCCCCAGGCGAGUAUCUGUCCCUUUGCAUGGCGUUGCACUAUUGCACUGUCGCAAGCACCAAUCCUGCUACCCUUGCUCCCUCCUCCCACGAGCAUCCGCUGCAGUCUGUUAGCUACGAGUGCGGGCAUCUGCAGCAGGUGGUGGAGACGGCACUGCAUGUGAUCACCAUUCAGCUGUACGAGUGCGAGCACAGCACACUCCAACAGCCCAUAGACAGGAACACAAACACCAAUCCCAGUGUCCCUGCUCCUUAUUCUCCUCUCCCCCCCACGAGCAGCUACGAUGCGAGCGCACCUACAGCAGAUGUGGAGACGGCACAGCAUGUGAUCACCAUCCAGCUCUACGAGGGCCCACCGCCUCGUUGA
Messenger RNA from Closterium sp. NIES-65, 1674 nucleotides. NCBI's taxonomy places the organism in Eukaryota, Viridiplantae, Streptophyta, Zygnematophyceae, Desmidiales, Closteriaceae. The record is from the annotation of a GenBank genome assembly.